CUCCCAAAGACCGAUAAUCGGAGUAUCCGCCCAGGAGUAAAACGUCGAGAACGCUCAAGUUUUCAUAUUUCCAAAAUGGUUGCAGACGCUCUGGUUUAUCACCCUGCUUUGGCGCACUACUUGCGCUUUGUCGCGACAACUGUCGACUCCGCCAUCAAUCCCUACAAUGCCAUCAAGAAGCAGUUCGGCACGACACGAAAGAUCCUCAGAAUUGGAAAAUUCGUGGAGCAUCUCAAGGCUGCCGCGCUUGCCGCUGACAACAAGAGUCCCAUCGAUCCUGUGCUUCGGUACCUCGCCAUCGGCCGCCAGCUCGGUUAUGCCGGUUACCUGACUCUCGAUACCAUCACUGUUGUCGACGUGAUCGGUGUUAAGAAGCUUGCUGCGGCCAAGCGGUUGCAAGAGUCUGCCUACCGCUCUUGGAUGGCAGGCUUGGCCUGCAGCGCUGUCGCUGGAGUUUACACUUUGUGGAGGCUGCAGGAGAAGGAGAAGACACUCGACCGUAAGGAGGGAGAGGGUGUCGUAGAAGCCAAGAAGCUCGAGAAGGAACGUGCCGCCGCCCGUAUCCAGCUGAUCUCCGACCUGUGCGACUUGACCGUUCCCAUCUCUGCGCUUGGCCUCGCCUCCCUCGAUGAUGGUAUUGUCGGCAUUGCCGGUACUAUCAGCAGUUUGAUCGGAGUGUGGGCGCAGUGGCGUAAAACCGCAUAGAUGAAUGCGAUCGAUUGCCGUUCUCACUGAGCGGAUGAAGUCAGCUCUUAAGUGAGGUACGGAGUAGUCUUGACUUGUUCCGCCAAGAUUGUGCGAGUCAUACACUUAUGGAUUCAGG
This is a messenger RNA of Aspergillus novofumigatus IBT 16806, 823 nucleotides long. Its product is annotated as PEX11 family protein. Gene Ontology annotation, cellular component: peroxisomal membrane. Bases 76 to 705 code for a protein of 209 amino acids. NCBI's taxonomy places the organism in Eukaryota, Fungi, Ascomycota, Eurotiomycetes, Eurotiales, Aspergillaceae. The record is from RefSeq and is a predicted model, not a curated record. Gene Ontology annotation, biological process: regulation of peroxisome size; peroxisome fission. The transcript has 4 exons.